AUGAUGAAAGAGAAGAUUGUGAUUGACUGCCGUGGUUCUCUAUUAGGACGUCUAGCAUCUGUUAUUGCGAAGGAGUUGUUAAACGGCCAAAAGAUAGUUGCCGUGAGAUGCGAAGGAAUAAAUAUAUCGGGCUCACUCUAUAGAAAUCGCAUGAAGUACCAGGAUUUUUUACGUAAAAGAAUGAAUACUAAUCCAAGGAAGGGCCCUUUCCAUCAUCGUGCUCCUUCGAAAAUCUUAUUUAGAGCAGUCCGUGGAAUGAUACCACAUAAGACUCCGAGAGGUGCAGCUGCAUUGGCAAGAUUAACUACGAUAGACGGUUGUCCGGCCCCAUUCGAUAAAGUUAAGCGUGUAGUUGUUCCAUCCUCAUUGCGUGUGUUGCGUCUAAAGCCUCAAAGGAAGUACACUACACUUGGAACAUUAUCAUCUCUAGUUGGUUACAACAAAUGUAAGACCAUCAAUGCACUAGAAGAAAAGAGAAAGGAAAGAUCUCAUGCAUUCUUUGUUAAAAAGGUCGCCAAAGAUAAGGCUCUUAGAGCUGCACAAAAGUCUGUAUUUAGCAAGUUGUCUACUGAAGAACAGGCCAUCUUAAAGUCGGUAGGACAGAACUAA
Messenger RNA from Cryptosporidium ubiquitum, 609 nucleotides. RefSeq names its product 60s ribosomal protein L13A. Gene Ontology annotation, molecular function: structural constituent of ribosome; mRNA binding. NCBI's taxonomy places the organism in Eukaryota, Apicomplexa, Conoidasida, Eucoccidiorida, Cryptosporidiidae. Bases 1 to 609 code for a protein of 202 amino acids. The record is from RefSeq and is a predicted model, not a curated record. Gene Ontology annotation, biological process: translation; negative regulation of translation. The transcript has a single exon. Gene Ontology annotation, cellular component: cytosolic large ribosomal subunit; ribosome.